ACAACCACCACAAGAAGGAUGUCUUGCUCCACGGAGUCCUACAGACCCUACGGGGUGACCUGCCCUCAGCCAAUUGCCGAGAGCUACAAUGAGCCAUGCGUGCAGCAGUGUCCCCCCUCCAGAGCUGUGAUCAUCCCCCCGCCGGCAGUGGUGACAGUCCCGGGCCCUGUGCUCAGCUCUUUUCCUCAGGAGAGCAUUGUGGGAUCCUCGGGCCCAGCCACUCUGGGGGGCUCCUUCAGCUCCCGAAGCUCCCUGGGCUAUGGGGGCCCCUUUGGUUUUGGAGGGUCCCGAGGCUUUGGGGGCUCCUUUGGCCUGGGGGGGGUCCAGGGCUACGGGGGCUCUCUGGGCUUGGGGGGCUAUGGCAGCUCCCUGGGCUAUAGGGGCUCCUUUGGCCUGGGGGGCUAUGGCGGGUCCCAGGGCUAUGGGAGCUCCUUUGGCCUGGGGGGCUACGGUGGGUCCCAGGGCUACGGGAGCUCCUUUGGCCUGGGGGGCUAUGGCGGGUCCCUGGGCUAUGGGAGCUGCCUAGGUUAUGGGGAUGACUUGAGCUACGGGGGCUCCCUGGGCUACGGGGGCCUGUAUGGCUCUAGUGGCUUUGGCAAUUUUGGCAGGUCCUACAGCUCUGGCCUCUCCUCCUCUGGCAUGGGCUAUUGCCUCCCUGGUACCAGGUGGAGAAGGUCCCGCCGCGGUAGCUGUGGGUCUUUCUAAGGCCACCGCAGCCAUGCCCAGAGCCAGCGACAGCCCUGAAGCAAGGACCCUGGCAUGGGGACAUGGAGCAAGAACCCUGGGGACCAGCAGCACCCAUCAGCUGCCGGGGCCUGGGGACUGGAUGUGGCUAUGUGCCCAAUGUCCCACUGCCCUGUGCCACAGUGUGCCCUGGCUGCUGCCUCGGCGUCCCCUGCAGCCUCCUGCCACCUCGACUGGCCCUGGGGCCCCGAGCAGGGCACCAGUACCCACGACGCAGUACCUGCAUCAAGCCUUUCCCCUUGGAUCACCUUGAGUUUCUGUAAUCGCCUGCUAUGCUUCCCUGUCACAAUAAAGUCCUGUGGUGUUGCA
Messenger RNA from Cygnus olor (mute swan), 1053 nucleotides. RefSeq names its product scale keratin-like. Bases 19 to 705 code for a protein of 228 amino acids. NCBI's taxonomy places the organism in Eukaryota, Metazoa, Chordata, Aves, Anseriformes, Anatidae. The transcript has a single exon. Gene Ontology annotation, molecular function: structural constituent of cytoskeleton. The record is from RefSeq and is a predicted model, not a curated record. Gene Ontology annotation, cellular component: intermediate filament.